This is a messenger RNA of Aspergillus costaricaensis CBS 115574, 1659 nucleotides long. RefSeq names its product CDP-diacylglycerol--inositol 3-phosphatidyltransferase. The record is from RefSeq and is a predicted model, not a curated record. Gene Ontology annotation, biological process: phosphatidylinositol biosynthetic process. Gene Ontology annotation, molecular function: CDP-diacylglycerol-inositol 3-phosphatidyltransferase activity. The transcript has 4 exons. Bases 346 to 1206 code for a protein of 286 amino acids. Gene Ontology annotation, cellular component: Golgi apparatus; membrane. NCBI's taxonomy places the organism in Eukaryota, Fungi, Ascomycota, Eurotiomycetes, Eurotiales, Aspergillaceae.
GACAGACUGCCCUUCCACGCGCUGUUAAGAUAGUUACGACUUCCCUUCUGUUGGCUCUCUGUACAGUGACAUUAUUCUCUGUUGUGGACUCGAAUCCUGUGAUCUUUGGCUUCUGGCACAGGCGCGUCGCAAAAAAAGCAGAAGCCUUCUUACCCGACUGAGUUUUGCUGCUCCGAUUGACUCGAAGCUUGCUUCGGACACGGUCCACUCGCCGUCCUCGUGGAACCCCUCGGAUAGAGCUUCUCCUUCUUCCGUCAACUCCCCGUCGCCCAGGCGUUUUCCCUUCCGGAACCUCCUACAAACUACUUCUACUUCCGUUUCAGCAUUCAUAUUAUUUUCGCCACGAUGGGCCCCCGAACUAGAUCACAGAAAGCCGCCGCUGAGCUGGAGGCAACCGACCCAUCGCCGGCCGUUAACGGAACCUUGCAGGAAUCGCCAAAGAACGGUGCAGCAGUCACUGCUGAUGGUGAUGUGGAGGAAAACGUGUUUCUUUUUGCCCCGAACUUGAUCGGAUAUGCGCGUGUUGUGUUGACGAUGGCCUCCCUCUACUAUAUGCCUCUGCACCCGCGGACGUGCUCCCUCCUUUACAGCGUGUCGUGUCUGUUGGAUGCUCUGGAUGGAUAUGCGGCGCGCUACUAUAAUCAGUCUACCACAUUUGGCGCGGUGCUGGACAUGGUGACGGAUCGGUGCACGACCGCGUGUCUGCUCGUCUUCCUGAGCUCCGCCUGGCCACGGUGGGCCAUUAUCUUCCAGAGCUUGAUCGCUUUGGACAUGGCCAGUCACUACAUGCACAUGUACGCGACUUUGAGCAUGGGAGGUUCCAGCCAGAGCCACAAGAAGGUGGAGGCUAGCCGCAGCUGGGUCUUGUACCAGUAUUACCACAGCAGGACCGUUCUGUUUAUCUGCUGCGCGCUGAAUGAGCUGUUCUUCAUCGGCCUGUACCUGCUCUCUUUCUCUUCCCCCACUCUGUCUCCCUCCCUCCUGCAGCCUGUGAGCACUGCCAGCCCAUGGAGUGCUGGGGCUCUGGAGAUGGCGCGCGCCAACAAGAUCGACAGCUUCUGGCCUUGGGUGAUCACCGGCAUUUCGGCUCCCGUCAUGGCUCUGAAGCAGUUCAUCAACGUUGUGCAGCUGGUCAAGGCAAGCAAGUGGCUGGUGGAGGGCGACAUUGCUAGCCGCAAGGCCAUGCGCAAUGGCAAGAAGAACUAAGUCAUGCUCUGACAGUUCGUGGCUGAAGUUGGCUUGUUCUAGCUACCAGUCAACUCGAUAAUGCCCGUUGGGCUACGUUCCCGGGAUCUGGAGGAGUUAUGGAUGUUCCCAGACCGGGUCAGAUAAUUUCUGCAUGGUUCUGGUGCUCUGGCUGUUUCUGGACAGUUCAGAGUGACCCAGAAGUCUCCCCAUAAUUUCCGUUACCCCAUGUCUCUCUUCAUUUUUCUAUUUCUUUUCUCUGGCUCGAGGAUAUCGGUCAUGUCUUAGUAUAUGUGAUGGGCGGGACUGCGGCAUAUAAGGCUAGGUGUACAGACGUCUCAGGGCAAAAAUGGGACGAUAUUGGAGGCGUGCUUUGUGUUACUUUCUACUUGCAUGGCUUCUGUCUUUGUUUCAAUGCUUUUUUCGUGUGAUUAAAUUGGCGCCGCCAUCGUCGAUAGCAUUUUUAAUCGGGAC